This is a messenger RNA of Fusarium subglutinans, 1227 nucleotides long. RefSeq lists its product as uncharacterized. The transcript is spliced from 2 exons. The coding region runs from base 1 to 1227 and encodes 408 amino acids. Lineage: Eukaryota; Fungi; Ascomycota; Sordariomycetes; Hypocreales; Nectriaceae. The record is from RefSeq and is a predicted model, not a curated record.
AUGAGCCUUUUCUCUUCACGGCCAUUAACUAUCGGCGGCUCUCUUCUUCUGAUGUCCCCGAUGCCUCCACAGUCUGCAAUGAAAGAACCACUCCAUUUGCACUCGUGCGCAAAUCUCAUCUUCCUAUGGGGUCCUCCACCUGCCUCGCCUCGAACACUUGAACAAGCAAUCAGCAUCACCGGCAAUGUCGAGUGCAGCCCGGAAGCUAUAUUUGCGGACACAGGAAUUCGCAUCCAUCCCUGGGAAAGACGACUCUCCCAGAAGCUUGCAAAGCUCGCGACCAAGAGCCACCGUCUUCUCGGCGAAUAUCUCAAUCUUUGGCUUGGCGACAUAAACCCUGAGUACUGGACGCUUGGUACUCUCGAGAUGUUGUACAAUCUUCUUUUCGACGCCACUCGCCGUAUCAAUAACCUAAAGCAGCGGAAAGAGAAGUUUGACGACAUCAAGAUUUACUUGGUAGCUGGUGCUUUUGCAGACGCAUGGCAUGGCAUGAAGCCUACAGUUUAUCCAACCCGUCUUCGAGACGCACACAUUUUCUUCUCCGCUCCUCACAGAGACCUCACGGGCGAGAGCGAUAGGUCAGAGACCGAGCCCUCUAUUCCUACAGUUCAAAUCCCCCAAACAAAUCCCGUGACCAGCAAGCAUCCUGCGACCGAGUCUCUCGAGGCUUCCCCCCAGCAGCGACGACGACAGGAGAUUGCUGUUCCAGCAAUGACGGGCGAUGACACUGAGUUCCUCUCAACUGAUUGCGACCUGAUAUCGGAACUCAAACAAUACCAAGAUGACGCAAAGGACAGCUUCCUAAAGAUGUUACGCAAGCUUCCCACCCUCGCGACGAUCGCCGUUGAAAAGUUAAAGUCUGAACGAGCGGCCACUUCACAGCAUGUCAAAAGCCUGAAGAAUGACAUGGCUAAUGCCCGGGAGUUCCUCGCGAAGCUCGAAGACUCUACUUCUCGCCUCAUGACCGGAUCGGCAGCACAUGUCGCAAACGAGGAGUCACUGCAGAGGGCGAAACCCAUCAUCGAAGCCGCAAGCCCUGAAACUUGGUCAGUUGUGUCGUGGAUUCACGAAAAUGCAAAGUCGACUACAUCCGCCGCCCUUGACGAGGAACUUCAGCAACUUGAGGCUUUAGAGGCGCGCCUCGGCAGGGUGGCUAAAGAGCUGGAGGAAGCUCGGGGAUCGAUGAAUAUCACAGAUGAGAAGAUCGAACGUCUCGCGGCUCAAUAG